ACACCCAGACCUAGGAGGAGACACACUGACUUGGGUGAGGGACUGACUCAGGAGGACAGACAGACACAUAGAGGGUGGAGGUGACACUGAUCACACAGGGGAGAAGAGGUCGAAGCAAGGAGAAGAAGGUUGGGCAUUAAGACAAGGGGGAGAAGAAGGUGUCAGGUCCGACCAGAAGACAUGGAAGGAUCUUCAUUUGGUGCAGGUCCUGCAGGAGGGAGCUUUGAACCUGUGGAUUUCCUCAAACAGCCACAGACCAUCCUGAGGAUACUGUCCUGGGUUUUCUCUAUCGUGGUUUUCGGCUCCAUAGUGAACGAAGGUUAUGUUAACAUUGACAGCCCCGAGCUGCACUGUGCCUAUAACAGAAACGAGGACGCCUGUAAUUACGCCAUCUCCAUCGGACUCAUCGCGUUCUUCGCCUGCGUCUUCUUCCUGGUGCUGGAUAUUUACUUCCCGCAGAUCAGCAGCGUGAAAGAUCGGAAGAGAGCAGUGCUGCUGGACAUGGGGUUCUCAGGGUUUUGGGCCUUCAUGUGGUUCGUUUGCUUUUGCUACCUGGCCAACCAGUGGCAAAGGACCCCGAAGCUGCCAGAAGUGGACCAGGCCGCUGAUGCCGCAAGAGCAGCCAUAGCGUUCUCCUUCUUCUCCAUUAUCACCUGGGUUUUGCUCACUCUGAAAGCCGUCCAGAGGUACCGGCUAGGAACGGACAUGUCCUUGUUUGCCACGGAUCCACUCGCUUCUGCGCCCAAUGCCGGAUACCCGGGUUACCCCACGGGCAGCGGGAUAGAAAGUACGGAUACUUACCAGAGCCCUCCAUUCACCGAAAAUUCAGACAUCAACCCCAGGGGCUACCAAGUGCCAUCUUACUGAGGGGCCACAAGGGGCCACCUCUGGGUCUUUCUACACAGACAGAGCGGGUUAGCUGAUGCGGAGCGGAGAAUCGGAGGAUGGCUUCAAACUUAACAAAAAAAAAGUACUACUUUCUAGAUGUGAUUUCAAGUGCUGGUCGAAUUGUUUUAUCAUUUAGAUGUACAGUCGCUCUGUACGCCGGUGAUCGAUUGUAUGUGAUACCUAAAAAGGGGUUAAUUUAUUAUUCUUUAUUAACGAAUGCAGUGUUCCCUCUAAGGCGAGAGCCGCCAGUCGGCCAGCAUCCAGCUGGGCUUCAACCAAAAUCCACCACGUGGCCAAAGACGGCAGAAAUAACUCAGCAGCUGGGAUGCCAGCGACUGUCCGCACCGGCGCCUACGUGGAGAAACCACGCGCGGGAUGUAAGACCCACUGGUGGGCCACAAUAAAUUUAAAAGGUGGGCUCGUGGGCCAUGCCGGACAGGUAACAUUGGUUUUACCCAUACAUUGUACAUAAAACAUACAUAGAAACAGGAUUUACCGGCAGCUCGGCCCCAUUCGGCCCAUCUGUAAAGACUCAAACCUUAAUCAGUCGCUGGUCUCGUAUUAGAUUCAGGAGCCGUUUGUCUAUCCCAUGCAUGUUUAAAUCCCCCUCACUGUAUUAACCUCUACCACUUCUGCUGGGAGGCUGUUCUACUUAUCUACCACUCAGUGUGUAAUAAAUAUUCGAUAUAGCAAAGUUUAGCUUAAUCUGUGCCAUGGAUUAGACUGGAGUAACCGAGCUCUUAGGUUAUGGAUGAGACUGAUGAGGGUUGUCCUGAAAUCACCAGACCCUAUGGCAUUAUGAACAUUCCCUGCACCCAGUUUUGUUCUUGGGGGGUCUGGUGUAUUUAAAUAUCAGCCCCACCCACAGUGUCUUGGGAAAUAGUGUAUCUAUAUAUAUAUCACUAGCCUACAAGUAUAGGAAAUGUACAGAUCAAAAAUAUUACUAGCUAUAUUUGCAUAACAUUUAUACCUCUGCGUAAAAAAGCACAGAACAACCAAAAUAACCUAAAAUAAUAAAAAAAAAUCUUUUGAUCUAUGCAUUAGUUAGGACAAUGUAGAGACUAAAUGCCAAGCUUUUUUUUUUUGACAAUAAUUACACAUACACUACGGUUUAAAGGUUUGGGGUCGCUUACCUGUUUCCAUGGAAAACAAGGACAUUUCUGGCUGUAACAUAAUU
This is a messenger RNA of Spea bombifrons (plains spadefoot toad), 2065 nucleotides long. It is a transcript of the gene SYNGR3, whose product is annotated as synaptogyrin 3. Gene Ontology annotation, cellular component: neuromuscular junction; synaptic vesicle membrane. The record is from RefSeq and is a predicted model, not a curated record. The coding region runs from base 181 to 867 and encodes 228 amino acids. The transcript is spliced from 4 exons. Lineage: Eukaryota; Metazoa; Chordata; Amphibia; Anura; Pelobatidae.